UUAUAAAACAGCGUGAUCUCGUUACAUCGUCAACUCAGUUCCCGAUCUCGCGUCGCGGCCGUUCUGUUCGUUGCACGUUUGCCGAAUCCAAGGAAAAUAAUCAACGACCGGCAAGGAUCAGGUAUCAUUCGGCGACAAUACAUACAAUUAGUGCUGAAUACGAUAGUCAGCAUCGCAGAUACAAUCGUUGCUAGUGAUUCUCAGACAAAGAAAUUGGCAGUUCCAAAAUGCAGAAGUUCUCACUGACGUGCCUCGUAUUUACCAUUGCCGCACUCAUAAUUGCGGAGUUCUCGAGUGGUCAACCUACGAAUUUAAGCAAGCACAACGGAACGGAAAUCGGAGUUUCAGGUUCGUUAUCCUGUCAACAAUCUUUGGACAAAAUUGGCUGUGUACCCUGUUUAAAUAGGAGCGAUUAUAUUACUACGCCGGGUCUAGGAGCCCACAAGAUUCAUAAACAUCAGGUGACGUGGAACGAAGCGCGAAAGAUCUGCUUGAGGGAAGGAGCUCGCUUGCCCAUCUUAGAUUCUGCGAGCGAAGAAGCCCUGUUCAAAGGCUGGAUGAAAGAAGCGCACUUGGAUCGUGUCUGGUUAGGUUUUCACGAUUUGUUUGAGGAAGGGUCCUGGACAACUGUGACCGGCGAGUUGGUCGAUACGAUGAGCUAUCAUCCAUGGGGUAACGAUGAGCCCAACAAUUUAAGCGAUAGACAGCACUGUGCAGUCCUAUGGGAAAAAUUUAAGGAAGGUGGGGGGGCUGACGACAUCGCCUGCGACGACAAGUGUUCGUUCGUCUGCGAAAUCAAUUUGUGUAAUUUAAUAUAAUAACUUAAAUUUAAUAUAAUAAUUAAAUAUAAUAAUUAA
This is a messenger RNA of Megalopta genalis, 857 nucleotides long. The record is from RefSeq and is a predicted model, not a curated record. NCBI's taxonomy places the organism in Eukaryota, Metazoa, Arthropoda, Insecta, Hymenoptera, Halictidae.